Molecule: messenger RNA, 1122 nt
Organism: Babesia ovata
Lineage: Eukaryota; Apicomplexa; Aconoidasida; Piroplasmida; Babesiidae
Exons: 1
Coding region: 1-1122 (373 amino acids)
Source: RefSeq, a predicted model, not a curated record
AUGGUUUUCAAUUCGUUGACGGAGGCCCCUCACAACCUCAAGGAGGGUAUUGACUGGUUGGUAGCCCUGAAGGAAGGCGAUGCUAAAAGCAACUUGGCUGCCAUGGGUUCCGCACUUUACGAUUUGCUUGCAGACAAGCCUGUCGGCUUCACGGAGGUGCCAGCUCUUGAGGCAGUCAAAGUUAUUACUAAGGAGUUCUUGGGGCUACCUGAGCUUAAAGGCCAGUGGUGCGUAAGAAGGCUGAAGGAUAGGUUCAACGGGUAUAUGACUAGAUUCAACUACAGGCGCGGUAAGCCCAUGUUAUAUGUCACCGACAGCGACUAUAACAACGCCAUAAAAGGCAAGGGUCUCACUGCCAAAGACAUCGCAGAGAACUUAGGUGAAGUUGUGGAUGGUUGUGAGAAGUUCUUGGAUGAUAUAAAAAACCCUGGCCAGUACAAGUCUGCUUACAGUUCAGAAGCGACGUGGGAUGUAUCAUGCGCGAAGAGACCUGAAGAUUGCGCAGUGAUCCUGGUGGGAAUUGCGCCAAUGUUAUACACGGGCCUGCAUUCUCUGUUGGAUGCGACUGGAGGCGGAAAGAUCGGAUUCAAGAUGUCUAAACCCAAUAGCCGUUCAGAAAAUCUGUUAAACGCAGUGGGUUACGAGGUGCCUCAAAGGCGCACUGAGAUAAUCGGUUCAGAUUUCCUCAAGGCGUUGGAUGCUGUGAGUUCUAAAAUGUUGGGCACAAUAUACGACCUCGCUGGAUUCUGGGCAUUCUAUGGAUCGCAUAAGAAAGGAGCUGUAAAAGCUGUAAAGUCUGUUGAGCCCGUGAAACCUGUGGAAUCUGUAGAGCCUAUUCAAGAUGAAGAGCCCGUAGAGGGCGUAGAAUCUGUGGAACCUAUUCAAGAUGAAGAGCCCGUAGAAUCUGUUGAACCCGUUCAAGAGGAACAAUUUGCGGGAGUUGAAGAACCUAUUCAAGCGGAACAAGCCGUGGAACCUGUAGAAGCUGCGAGGCCCACAGAAGGUGAACCUGCGAAAGCCACAAAACCUAAAAAAGACAAGAAGGGCAAGAAGGGUAAGAAAGGCAAAAAAGGCAAAAAGGGUAAAAAGACUGCAAAAGCUGUAGAAGCAGGUCAGCAAUAA